Puccinia graminis f. sp. tritici CRL 75-36-700-3 is the source of this 431-nucleotide messenger RNA. RefSeq lists its product as uncharacterized. Bases 1 to 303 code for a protein of 100 amino acids. The record is from RefSeq and is a predicted model, not a curated record. Lineage: Eukaryota; Fungi; Basidiomycota; Pucciniomycetes; Pucciniales; Pucciniaceae. The transcript has 3 exons.
AUGAAAACCGUCUCUGCAUCAAUCAAUCUGCGUGGAUUUAGAGCAGGCUUAGUUUCUCAUUGGGAUCAAGCCAAUGACAAGGUCUACAAUGAAGUUUGGUCAAACGAUGAACACACCUAUAGUGUAUUGAUAGGGCAUGAAAUUUCUACCUGCAUCUUGCUUCGACUCCAGCCCUUCAGCUUGUGGUACCGCAGGCAGCGAGGCGUGGUCGCAGCCGUCGUCGGGAAGGGACCCUCACGAGGUCCCGAACUUGUCAAAUCCCUCGCGCCUCCGAUGGAAGCACUUCGCUACGUUCGCUCGUGAUAGCUUGUGGGGCCAUUUGGUAAACAUUGAACUCCAGACAUAGCUAGCAGCGGUAACAUGCAAUCCUUAAAAGAGCAUCACAUCACAGGAAGCCGUCAGGGUUUGGGACGAGAAACCAGAAUACCAAA